Messenger RNA from Salvia hispanica, 1027 nucleotides. It is a transcript of the gene TLP18.3, whose product is annotated as thylakoid lumen 18.3 kDa protein. Lineage: Eukaryota; Viridiplantae; Streptophyta; Magnoliopsida; Lamiales; Lamiaceae. The record is from RefSeq and is a predicted model, not a curated record.
UGUUCCAAUUCUUCGUCCUCACGCUUCAACCCAAAUUUCUCGAACUCCCAUGGAAACCAUACUCUCUCCACACUCGUGCUCUCUUCUAAAGACUCGUCCUUUUCCCCGUUUCCAUCCCAAACCCAGCUGCUCCCUCAAACCCAUUUGCUGCAAUCUCAGAAAACAGCCUUUUCAAUCGAUCCAAGCCUACAAGCCCGCGGCUUGGAUUUCCAAUGUGCAACAGGGUUUAGCAGCGCUCGCCAUUUCUUUGGCCCUCAAUUUUUCCUUACCGGCUCUAACCGACGCCGCACUCGCGUCGGAAUUUGAUGUCCUCAACGAUGGCCCUCCGAAGGAAUCGUACGUCGUGGAUGAUGCCGGCGUGCUCAGCCGCGUUACCAAGUCGGAUUUGAAGAGGUUGUUGACGGAUUUGGAGUCCAGAAAAGGCUUCCACAUCAAUAUCGUCACUGUGCGCAAGCUAACUAGCAAAGCUGACGCAUUUGAGUACGCUGAUCAAGUAUUAGAAAAAUGGUAUCCAACGAUCGAGGAGGGAAACAACAAAGGCAUAGUAGUGCUCAUCACCAGUCAAAAGGAAGGUGCAGUUACAGGCGGACCUGAAUUCAUCAAAGCCGUUGGUGAUUCUAUUCUUGAUAGCAUUGUAUCUGACAAUCUUCCAGUCCUAGCUACAGAUGAAAAGUAUAAUGAGGCGGUUUAUAGUUCUGCCUCGCGUUUAGUGGCUGCCAUAGACGGCCUUCCUGAUCCCGGCGGUCCAGCGACUAAAGACUAUAAAAGAGAAUCUAACUUCAAGACAAGGGAAGAGACGGAUGAGAAACGCGGCCAAUUCACCCUUGUAGUUGGAGGUUUACUAGUAAUUGCUUUUGUUGUUCCUAUGGCGCAAUACUAUGCAUAUGUGUCUAAGAAGUGAUCCAUAUUUUUUCUGACUGGAAUUUUUUAACAUUACCAUUUGAGAGUUGAGUGAAUGUAUAAAUGAUGUACAAAUGUUUAUAUGGAGUAGUUGAUUCACAGAGCAAUGAAUCAACAAAUUUAUAUC